GCCCGCCCGACCCAGCCCAGCCCAGCCAGCCGGCCUCUUUUCUUCUCUUCGUCAACUUGAAGAAGGAAAAAUUUCUGAUCGAAACUAUUCAUAGUUCCAUCCUGAGACGGAAAUAAAAUCUUCUUGUACAUAAAUUGUUUAUUUUCUUGGGUUUGUUCCUUUUUUCCUCAGAUUCGACAUGGCCUCAAGUGGAAACAAAAGCAUCAACGCCAAGCUGGUGCUUCUGGGAGACGUUGGAGCUGGAAAGUCUAGUUUAGUGUUGCGUUUCGUUAAGGGACAGUUUAUUGAAUUUCAGGAAUCAACUAUAGGGGCUGCUUUUUUCUCACAAACUGUGGCUGUAAAUGAUGCAACCGUUAAGUUUGAAAUAUGGGAUACAGCAGGGCAAGAGAGAUACCACAGUCUCGCUCCAAUGUACUACAGAGGAGCUGCUGCUGCCAUAAUUGUAUACGAUAUAACAAAUCCAGCUUCAUUUGAACGGGCAAAAAAGUGGGUCUUGGAGCUUCAAGCUCAAGGCAACUCAAACAUGGUGAUGGCUCUAGCUGGGAAUAAAGCAGACUUGGCAGAUUCAAGGAAGGUGACUACAGAGGAAGCUCAAGCGUAUGCACAGGAGAAUGGGCUUUUCUUUAUGGAAACAUCAGCAAAAGCUGCAACCAACGUCAAUGAUAUUUUCUAUGAAAUAGCCAAGAGAUUGCCUCGCCUGCAGCCCGCUGCAAAUCCAUCAGGCAUGGUUCUCAUGGAUGGACCAGCAGACAGAGUGGCUAAUUCUUCUUGUUGUUCUUAGAAUUUGUGUUGCUUGUCUAUGGAUAAAUGUAUGUUCCAGUUCAAUCUCCUUAUCGUAUUGCGCUUGUCAUGACUACCCGAAGUUUCCAACUAUGCGUCCUGUUGUGCAGAAAUGUACAGAAAUUCUUUACAUAUUCAUGGAUACACCUGUUACUGGGCUUGCUUCUCUCUGUUUAAUAAAAUGCUGUGAAAUGCUUUACUAUCAA
Coffea eugenioides is the source of this 986-nucleotide messenger RNA. Its product is annotated as ras-related protein RABF2a. The coding region runs from base 179 to 781 and encodes 200 amino acids. The transcript is spliced from 7 exons. Gene Ontology annotation, molecular function: GTP binding; GTPase activity. The record is from RefSeq and is a predicted model, not a curated record. Lineage: Eukaryota; Viridiplantae; Streptophyta; Magnoliopsida; Gentianales; Rubiaceae.